CCUUGUUUCCUCUCCCGCUCCAUCAGUCUCACUCCGCGCUCUCCCAUCUCUCUCUCUCUCUCUCUCCCUCGCCGCCGGCGGGAGCUCGAGCUCGAGCUGGUGCCUCAUCUCGAUCGACGGCGGAGGAGGUAUGGAGCCCAUGAGCGUCGACAGCGGCGGCCUGGACGCGCAGAUCGAGCAGCUGAUGCAGUGCCGCCCGCUCGCCGAGCAGGAGCGAGGGCGGUGCCUAGGGUUUCUCCCCGGCCCUUUGGUAGAACGCUUUGGGUUGGAACCGUGAUCCGGCGAUUUGAGGGCUAUUUAACCCUCUUUUGGUGCCUGGUGAUUCGGUGGCAUGGAGGGGUGAUAUGGUGUGUAGUUUGUGGGAGGGCAGCUUUGAAUCAUUCCGAUGCUGUGGUUCAGAUAUGGUUAAGUCACUGUGCGAGAAGGCCAAGGAGAUAUUGAUGGAGGAAAGCAACGUUCAGCCUGUCAAAAGCCCAGUGACAAUUUGUGGCGAUAUCCAUGGACAAUUCCACGAUCUUGUAGAGCUUUUUCAGAUCGGAGGGAAGUGUCCAGAUACCAAUUAUUUAUUUAUGGGGGAUUAUGUAGAUCGGGGCUACUAUUCUGUUGAGACUGUCACUCUGCUGGUAGCACUAAAGGUGCGCCACCCACAUCGAAUUACAAUCCUUCGUGGAAACCACGAGAGUCGACAGAUUACACAGGUGUAUGGAUUCUACGAUGAAUGCCUACGAAAGUAUGGCAAUGCAAAUGUAUGGAAGAUAUUUACAGAUCUUUUUGAUUAUUUUCCUCUGACAGCGCUGGUGGAAUCUGAAAUUUUCUGCCUCCAUGGUGGUUUAUCUCCAUCAAUUGAGAAUCUUGAUGGUGUCCGUAGCUUAGAUCGUGUCCAAGAGGUUCCUCAUGAGGGACCUAUGUGUGAUCUUUUAUGGUCAGAUCCAGACGAUCGAUGUGGUUGGGGCAUAUCUCCUCGUGGCGCUGGCUACACUUUUGGCCAGGACAUAUCAGAGCAGUUUAAUCACACGAACAAUCUCAAGCUUGUAGCUCGGGCUCAUCAAUUAGUUAUGGAGGGAUAUAACUGGGCUCAUGAACAAAAAGUUGUCACCAUAUUCAGUGCUCCAAACUAUUGCUACCGAUGUGGCAACAUGGCAUCCAUUUUGGAAGUUGACGACUGCAACAAUCACACAUUUAUCCAGUUUGAACCAGCCCCUAGGAGAGGUGAGCCAGACGUGACACGGAGAACACCGGAUUAUUUCCUUUGAGUCAAGGGGUAUAGUUUCUAGCUUGUGCUGCGAUAAUCCAUGUUGGUCAGUGACGUCCGCUGGAUCCUGCACAAGAGUCAACCAAAAAUAACAAGGGAAUACCAAAGCAUAUGCGAACUUGACCCCCAUUGGUCAAUGCGAGAGAUGCUGCUAUCCUGAAAGAAAGCAAGUGUGCCAUGCCUGAGUUUCAGCCUUUCUUGAUAUAAGGGCCAUCCACUCUCCUCCCUUUUAGGCAUUUUUAUCGAGACAUGGAACUGGCAAAAGACUGAACUUCUAUUUGUAGCCUAAGCUUUGUAUCGAUAGGCCUGUACUAAUCUGUGUCAUCAUUCAUCAAUGGCAAGACACAAAUUAAUCA
Phragmites australis (common reed) is the source of this 1608-nucleotide messenger RNA. RefSeq names its product serine/threonine-protein phosphatase PP2A-4 catalytic subunit-like. Gene Ontology annotation, molecular function: protein serine/threonine phosphatase activity. Gene Ontology annotation, biological process: mitotic cell cycle; peptidyl-serine dephosphorylation. Lineage: Eukaryota; Viridiplantae; Streptophyta; Magnoliopsida; Poales; Poaceae. Gene Ontology annotation, cellular component: cytosol. The record is from RefSeq and is a predicted model, not a curated record. Bases 345 to 1253 code for a protein of 302 amino acids. The transcript is spliced from 12 exons.